This is a messenger RNA of Penicillium coprophilum, 1578 nucleotides long. Its product is annotated as Major facilitator superfamily domain general substrate transporter. Gene Ontology annotation, cellular component: membrane. Gene Ontology annotation, biological process: transmembrane transport. The coding region runs from base 1 to 1578 and encodes 525 amino acids. Lineage: Eukaryota; Fungi; Ascomycota; Eurotiomycetes; Eurotiales; Aspergillaceae. The record is from RefSeq and is a predicted model, not a curated record. Gene Ontology annotation, molecular function: transmembrane transporter activity. The transcript has 4 exons.
AUGGAGGACAAAAAGGAAAAACUUCCAGAUGUACUGGGGGCACAGAGUGAUAAUGAUGUCCAGCAUAUAGAGGAAAACCUCAAAGUCUCGGUGGCAGGCAAGAUCAAUCAAGGAGAAGAUAGUGAACUGUAUCUUGAAGCCAUUCAAAGAUACCCUAACGAUGAGGCUAUCGACAGAGAAGCGGAAAGAAGGUUGAAACGCAAGCUUGACAUCCGCCUCCUUCCACUUCUGGGCAUAUGCUACUUCUUCUAUUAUGUUGACAAAACGACACUUUCCUACGCCGCGAUCUUUGGCAUCAAAGACGAUCUCCAUCUAUCCGGUUCAGAAUACUCGUGGCUAUCAAGUAUUUUCUACUUUGGAUGGCUGGCUUGGGCAAUCCCAUCUAAUCUUCUCAUGCAACGAAGCCGGAUGGCUUGGUAUCUCGCCUUUAACAUCUUCAUGUGGGGCGUGCUUCUCAUGUGCGAGGCUGCAUCGCAGAACUUCGGCGCGCUUGCAGCAUUGAGGAUAAUUUCUGGAGCGUUUGAGGCAAUUGCCGACCCUGCUUUCAUGCUCGUUGUCUCUACAUACUAUACCCGUGCUGAGCAACCAUGGCGUAUUUCGGCAUACUAUCUAUGGAACGGUAUUGGUAUUGCCGGUGGCGGUCUGAUUGGUUAUGGAAUUGGCAAUAUCAAAGGUGGUCUUCAAUCUUGGCGCUACGAGUUCCUCAUCAUCGGUGCUCUUUGCGCUGCUUGGGGGAUUGCAAUCGGCCUCCUGUUACCUAACUCACCCUCAACAUUUUGGGGUUUCAAUCGUGAAGAGAAGCUCCUGAUGAUUGCCCGACUGCGAUCUAAUCAGACCGGUAUUGAGGGACGAAAAGUUAACUGGGGUCAGGUCAAAGAGGCGUUUCUCGAUUAUAAGACGUGGCUAUUCACCAUCUUGGGCUUCCUUGCCAACGUGCCAAACGGCGGAAUAUCUAACUUCUCUACUUUGGUCAUUCAAGGCCUCGGGUUUGACACACUCAAUACUGCACUUCUCGGCAUACCCCAGGGAGUAAUCGUCGUCAUUUGGAUUGUCCUUGGAGGAUACGCCAACCAAUACAUGCCGAAGAAUAGCCGGACUCUAGUCUGCGCACUGUUCAUGGUUCCGACGAUUGCGGGCGCCCUCGGUUUCUUGCUUGCCCCAGACAAUGCAUAUGUUGGCCGACUAAUCUGCUUCUAUCUCACUGGAUCAUACCAAGCAUCCUUCGUGAUAUCUCUCUCCCUUGUUACUUCCAACACUGGUGGACAGUCCAAGAAGAUGAUCGUAUCUGGUAUGAUCUGGUUCGGAGCAUGCAUUGGCAACAUUGCUAGUCCCUUCUUUUACAAAUCUGAGCAAGCACCGGCAUACCCCUUGGGUAUCGGCUCUCUGUUGGUUGCCAACUGCCUUGAGCUCAUACUUUUCUUUGUUCUUCGUUAUGCGUUUAUCUGGGAGAACCGACGAAAGGAGAAGAUGCGCGAGGAAUUGCGGGAGAGAGGGGCCGAGGCUGAGCUUAUGGCCGAUUCCACGGCCUUCGCUGAUCUUACUGACGCGCAGAACCCGAAUUUUGAGUACGUAUACUGA